AUGGUGAAUUUGACUGAAGUCGUUGAAGAGGACUGGGUCGAUUUAUGCGAAGAGGGUUCACUUCUGGAUCAGCCGGCCGUCCGCCUUCCGCUGAUUGUCAUCUAUUUAUCCGUAUUCUGCGUAUGUUUACUAGGAAAUAUCUUCACGAUCGUUGUCAUCGUGCUGCAUCCGACUAUGCGAACUGGAACAAACUAUUUCUUGGCGAAUCUAGCGCUGGCCGAUCUGCUGGUUGCUGCCUUCUGCAUACUCCAAAACAUGAUCCACAUCGUCGGAUUCGACCAUGGCAACUGGACACUUGGUACA
This is a messenger RNA of Cooperia oncophora, 303 nucleotides long. The record is from the annotation of a GenBank genome assembly. Lineage: Eukaryota; Metazoa; Nematoda; Chromadorea; Rhabditida; Trichostrongylidae.